Ambispora leptoticha is the source of this 213-nucleotide messenger RNA. The record is from the annotation of a GenBank genome assembly. Lineage: Eukaryota; Fungi; Glomeromycota; Glomeromycetes; Archaeosporales; Ambisporaceae.
AUGUCUGACGAAUUCGAAAAAAUCAUUGCGGCAAAAGACUUGAAUGUUGACGUACUGAAAAUUGUAACAUCGAAUGUAACAAACGUAUUAAAUGAUUUUUAUCAUUUGACACAUUCAAACCAUUCCCAAGACCAGAAAAUCAACUCUAUUGUGAACGAAAUCAAAGAGCAAGGUGUAAAGUUCCGUGAUGUUACCGCACAAAGUCUUGUCGAU